GGAGGAGGAAGGAGAAGGGAAGAAAGAAGAUGAGGAGAAGGGAGAAGGGGGGGAGCGGGGAGGAGUGCGCAGGGAGGAGGCAGCGGGGAGGAGCGCGCGGGGAGGAGGCAGCCGCGCUGGGAGGAGUCUGAAAACUUUCAGCGCGAGGGCAUUGUGGGAAGCAGCCAUGGUCUAAGCCGGGCGCCUCACCUGUCAGCCGCACCGGCUCUUGCGCUCGCCUCUCGCCUUCGCUUCUCCAGCGCUCCUUGCUCGCAAGGCGGGGGCGGCGGCCGCCCAGCCACCAUGAUACAUUUCAUAUUGCUCUUCAGUCGACAAGGGAAAUUACGGCUACAGAAAUGGUACAUCACUCUGCCUGACAAAGAGAGGAAGAAGAUCACCCGGGAAAUUGUUCAGAUUAUUCUCUCCCGUGGUCACAGGACAAGCAGUUUUGUUGACUGGAAGGAACUAAAACUUGUUUAUAAAAGGUAUGCUAGUUUAUAUUUUUGCUGUGCAAUAGAAAAUCAGGACAAUGAGCUCUUGACGCUAGAGAUUGUGCAUCGUUACGUGGAGCUGCUGGACAAAUAUUUUGGAAAUGUCUGCGAGCUGGAUAUUAUCUUUAAUUUUGAAAAGGCUUAUUUCAUCCUGGACGAGUUUAUAAUAGGUGGAGAAAUUCAGGAAACAUCCAAGAAAAUUGCUGUCAAAGCCAUUGAAGACUCUGAUAUGUUACAGGAGACAAUGGAAGAAUAUAUGAAUAAGCCUACAUUUUAACUGGAAAUCUACUUGAAGACUCCAGCACUACGUGUUAUGAAGCUGUAAAUAAGCAACGCCUCGCAUCCGGUUUUUUGAUGGAGCCUCAGGCACCAUGCCAAAAAUAAUUUAAAGGGAUUCUUUGUUAACUAACAAAGUUAAAAUUGUUUAACAUAUUUAUAAUUACUGUGUGUCUGUAUUAU
Mandrillus leucophaeus (drill) is the source of this 929-nucleotide messenger RNA. RefSeq names its product adaptor-related protein complex 1, sigma 3 subunit (gene AP1S3). The record is from RefSeq and is a predicted model, not a curated record. Gene Ontology annotation, biological process: vesicle-mediated transport; intracellular protein transport. Gene Ontology annotation, cellular component: AP-1 adaptor complex; intracellular membrane-bounded organelle; membrane coat. Lineage: Eukaryota; Metazoa; Chordata; Mammalia; Primates; Cercopithecidae. Bases 283 to 747 code for a protein of 154 amino acids. The transcript has 5 exons. Gene Ontology annotation, molecular function: clathrin-cargo adaptor activity.